CUACACUUUAUCGCAAAUAACUUGUCAAAAAAAACCGCAUAGACCACCACCGCAUACAAGAAACGAACACCAUGCCCAGAGUCCCAAGAGAAACCAAAGUUUUACUCGGUCCGUUACAACUGUACCGACAGAUCCUGCGAGUACAUCGAUACAUGCCACCAGCACUUCGAAGCAUGGGCGACGAUUACGUCAAGUCGGAAUUCCGGAGGCAUCAGAAUAUUGACAAUCCAGCCCAUAUUAUUGGAUUUAUCUCGCAAUGGCAAGAUUAUUUAGAGACACUUGAGCAACAAACAGCGCCACCUAGCAACAAAGAAGAGUUGGUGGCACCUGUCGAUGAUCCUUUGGUUCGAAGCUUCAACUUCCCUGAAGGUGGUUGGGGCAAGAAACUCGACUCACAGCGUCUGGACAAGCUAAGCGACGAACAACUGGGCCAAUUGUAUGAACUACGAAACGAACUCAAACGAUCACUAGGCAGCGACCCGAACAAAAAAGACUAGUAUUAAAAUAAAUUGUACGCAUGUGUGUGUAUGCUUUCUUCUAUCCGUUGUUUAUAUGCAUAA
Zychaea mexicana is the source of this 560-nucleotide messenger RNA. RefSeq lists its product as uncharacterized. The record is from RefSeq and is a predicted model, not a curated record. The coding region runs from base 72 to 497 and encodes 141 amino acids. Lineage: Eukaryota; Fungi; Mucoromycota; Mucoromycetes; Mucorales; Lichtheimiaceae. Gene Ontology annotation, cellular component: mitochondrion; mitochondrial intermembrane space. The transcript has 2 exons. Gene Ontology annotation, biological process: succinate metabolic process; mitochondrial respiratory chain complex II assembly.